CGGAAGUGCGUCAGUGGUCCGUGUGACCAGUGGACUCCAGAGCUCACGAUGGCUUCCAGACUUCUCAUGCGGAGAGUUUGUUGUGUGUUAGUGCGAGAUCUCUGUCGUCACCCCGUCUCAGUCACAUGUUCUUCAUCAUACUCCUCUCUGACCGCAUCUGCCGCCGCACAACCGUUUCUCUCGCGCACGCUCCCACGCAUCUCCUGCAGGAGUGUGUCGUUUAACGUGCAGGACCACGACGACUUCACCGAGAGAGUCAUCAACAGCCAGCUGCCCGUGCUCAUAGACUUCCACGCACAGUGGUGUGGUCCCUGUAAAAUUCUCGGCCCACGGCUGGAAAAAGCCAUUGCCAAACAGAAGGGUCGAGUCGCCAUGGCCAAAGUUGACAUUGAUGAGCACACAGAUCUGGCCAUUGAGUACGGGGUGUCGGCUGUUCCCACGGUGAUAGCAAUGCGGGACGGUGAUGUCAUCGACCAGUUUGUGGGCAUCAAAGAUGAAGACCAGUUGGAUUCUUUUGUGCAGAAGAUAAUUGGACAGUGAAGCUGUCAGUCACUAUGCCGCUCUUGUUAAAGCCCGUCUCCCAUUGGACACAAACUCCGUUACAACACUCACACACAUACACACACACACACACACACUCACUCGCACACUCACAGACACUCUCACACUCUCUCUCACACACACACUCGCACUCUCUCUCACACACACUCACUCACUCUCUCAGAAACACACACACACUCACAGACACACUCUCUUACACACACACUCGCACUCUUACACACACACAAGCGCGCACACUCUCUCACACACGCACACUCUCACUCUCUUACACACACACACACUCACUCACUCUCUCUCAAACAAACACACACUCACAAACACACACUCUCUCUCAAACACACACUCACUCAAACAAACACACACACACACACUCACACUCUCUUACACACACACACUCACUCUCUCUCAAACAAACACACACUCACUCUCUCUCAAACACACACUCACACUCUCUCUCACACACACUCACUCUCUCUCAAACACACACUCACACUCUCUCUCACACACACUCACACUCUCACACACACACACACACGCGCGCACUCUCUCUCACACACGCACACACUCACACUCUCUUACACACACACUCACUCUCUCUCAAACA
Messenger RNA from Xyrauchen texanus (razorback sucker), 1165 nucleotides. RefSeq names its product thioredoxin 2 (gene txn2). Bases 49 to 540 code for a protein of 163 amino acids. The record is from RefSeq and is a predicted model, not a curated record. The transcript has 4 exons. Lineage: Eukaryota; Metazoa; Chordata; Actinopteri; Cypriniformes; Catostomidae. Gene Ontology annotation, cellular component: cytoplasm. Gene Ontology annotation, molecular function: oxidoreductase activity, acting on a sulfur group of donors, disulfide as acceptor; protein-disulfide reductase activity.